This is a messenger RNA of Saprolegnia parasitica CBS 223.65, 1184 nucleotides long. RefSeq lists its product as hypothetical. NCBI's taxonomy places the organism in Eukaryota, Oomycota, Saprolegniomycetes, Saprolegniales, Saprolegniaceae. Bases 240 to 1184 code for a protein of 314 amino acids. The transcript has 9 exons. The record is from RefSeq and is a predicted model, not a curated record.
CGCGUGUAGCGCGAUCGCUUCUUGUCGAAAGCGUCGCCCGGCACUGGUUGUCGUUCCUUGCGCCACACGAAACGUGGCACGACGUCUGGCUGAGCGAAGGCUGGGCAAAGUACCUGUGGCUCGAACUCCUCAAGCAGCUGGACGGAAGCGAGGUCGAGACGACAGAGCUUGUCUGGUCGGGCUACAACCAGCUCUGCCAUGCAUUCGACACUGAGUCGCCUGCCAACACGCGUCUGCGCAUGGACCACCACUCGAUGGAUCGGUUCAGCGUCAUUGCCCGGGAGAAGGGCUACCUCUGCCUCUUGGCGCUGCAAGCCAUGGUCGGGAAGGACACGUUUGACUUUUUUGUCUCGGCCUACAUUUCUGGGUUCGAGGCCGGCAGUGUCACGAGCGAAGAGUUCAAGAUGUAUUGCGAAGAGUACUUUACCUUGGUCGAAGACAUUCCGCUGUCGAUCGAGUGGGAGCACUGGUACCAUGCUCUCGUCGACCUCCCAUCGCCGAGUGACAUUGCCCAGUGGCUCGGCCAGCCCGUGGACCCAGUGCUGACGAUGGAGCUAAGCCAAGUCGCGUACGACGAGCUCUCGGACGGACAAAAACGACUCGUGCUUGAAAGCCUCUUUCUCAAAGGGUCGUGCGACUUUACCGCAGUGAACGAGUGGUCCCAGGACGACUUUGCCUCGCAGCCGCAGUGGCAUGCGCUGUGGACACGCUUGCACAUUCGGCACCGCGCGUGGAAGAUCGACGACCCGACGACAUUGCCGCGGCUGGUGGCGUUUGUGGAAAGCCUUGUCAACGUCUACACCAUCUGCGACGUCCUGGCCGAGAUCCAAAACUACUAUGGCAUGAAUGUGCUCAUGGACGUCUGGGAAGGCUGCAAGGAAGCCAAGACGAGAGGCGAGCCGUACCACCCUGUCGUGCUGCAGCGCGUAUCGGCCCUCCUACCGCCCCCGUCGCCAGUGUUGGCCCCCAUGGACCCCAUUGACGACGCCAACGACGAACCUGCGCCGCUCGAGAAGCUGGACCUUGAUGCACCGGCUGUUGUCGUCGUCGCCAAGGACCGAUCGCUCACCAAACCCAAGCGGUUCAAGAAGGACACAGGCUCGGCGCAGUGGAUGGCGGUCGCGCUUGGCGUCUGCGUCGUGGGCCUCGGCGUCGGCAUCAACUGGCUUUCCAAGAAACGCUAG